AUGAGCUACGGAUCUGAAGUCUAUUCCUCCUCAUCCUACCGGAAGAUUUUCGGGGAUUCUCCCCGUUAUUCAUCCUCUCCAUCGCGGCCAGGGAUGAACAUGCCUUCCUCCCGGUCAGGCUACCGGUCCUCUUCUGUAUCCCGGGUCAACGUCUCAUCCCUGGGCUCCUUCAGCAGAAAGUCCGGCCGCUCAUUCUCGUCCAUGCCGCUGGAGACCUUCGACCUGACACAGAGCACCGUCCUCAACAACGAGUUCAAAAUCAUCCGCACCAAUGAGAAGGAGCAAAUGCAGGGUCUCAAUGACCGCUUUGCGAUGUUCAUCGAUAAAGUGCGCAACUUGGAGCAGCAUAACAAAGUGCUGGAGACGGAGUUGACCGCCCUGCGCGCGCGGCAGACUGAGCCGUCCCGCCUGGCCGACCUUUACCAACAAGAGAUCCGCGAGCUGCGCUCCCAGCUCGAGGAGCUGAACGGGGAGAAGUCCCAGCUCAUCAUCGAGAGGGAUUGUAUCGAUGACGACCUGCAGAAGCUCAGGGCCAAAUACGAAGAGGAGUUCCGUGCCCGGGAGGACGCGGAGGCCGCCCUCAAGGCUUUUAGGAAGGAUGUGGAUGAUGCCACCAUGGUGCGCCUGGACCUGGAAAAGAAGGUGGAAUCCCUCCUGGAUGAGAUCAACUUCCUCAGGAAGGUGCACGAGGAGGAGGUGGCCGAGCUGACGGAUAUGAUCCAAGCUGCCCAGGUGUCUGUGGAGAUGGAGGUGUCCAAGCCAGACCUCACCUCCGCCCUCAAAGAGAUCCGAGGCCAGUAUGAGUCCAUGGCUUCCAAGAACCUGCAGUCCGCAGAAGAGUGGUACAAGACCAAGUUCGCCGACUUGUCCGAGCAGGCCAGCCGUAGUAAUGACGCCAUCCGUGCCAGCAGGGAGGAACUUAACGAGUUCAGGAGGCAGCUGCAGUCCAAGACCAUCGAGAUUGAGAGUCUGAGGGGAACCAACGAGUCUCUGGAAAAGCAGCUCCGGGAGAUGGAGGAGAGGCACAGUGUGGAGAUUGGAAACUACCAGGACAACAUGGUAGAACUGGAGAAUGAGCUGAGGGCCACUAAGAGCGAGAUGGCUCGUCACCUGAGGGAGUACCAGGAUCUGCUGAAUGUCAAGAUGGCACUGGAUAUUGAAAUUGCAGCUUACAGGAAACUAUUGGAGGGAGAGGAGACCCGCAUCGGAACCGGGAUCGCCUACCCUGGCUCGUCUGUGAGUGCAAAUGUCGGGCAAGGUUACAACUACCAGACCCGUAUUUACACCAGCACCGGCAAGGGCUCCAAGAGCAAGGACGAGGAGCAGCAGCAGCAGAGCAAGUCCGGAGGCAAGAUGGCCCAGCGUGAAGUUUACGAGGAGACAGUGAUCACCACCAAGAAGAUGGAAGCAAAAGACAACAGCGAGAUUCCCACCAAUCAGAAAAACUAAAAAUCUGCUGUAAGCUUGACCCCUGAAGCUUCCCUUAACCCUGCAAACCCAUACCUCUCUUCAUUUCCCAAGCGAAAACAAACCCUGGGCCUUUACACUUAAGCACUUGCGGGGAUCUAAGAUGAUAUAAGCACAGUAAAAUCAUGGUUUCUAUCUGCAUUAUUGUGUAUUAAAUGUCCGCAAGUGUGCAGAGUGCGGGAUCUAGAUGUUUGUUUUACGUGCUUCCCUGUCCCAUUUGUCCCCCACGUGUGUUCCCCAAAGGAAAUCCAUUAUAACUCUACUGUUACCAUUACUCUUUACAAAUCCAUAGUGCAUCAGUGCUCUCUCAUUCUUCCUCACACACUCAGCUUCAAACAAUAGCAAGCACCUAGGUAGCAUCUCUUACAGGAGUAUGGUCUUUUGAAAUAUAAUAUUCAACUGGUCUUUCACACUUGGUCUAUUGUUACAUCGAUACGUGACGUGAAACACGGUAGAUAAUAACUCUGGUUAUUCACGACCACCACAAGCUGUGAGCUACUCUCAACACAUUCCAAUGGAAGCAUGUGUGUGCGUCCACCUAUACAAUACAAAAAAAUAUUAGUAUGACAGUUUGGUGAGGAAGCACACAGUCUGCAGUUGAAGGAAACCAGCCAAAAUAAACAACAGAGGCUUUAGUUAAGGUCUCUUUACUAAAAAUGUCCAAAACAUCUCCUAGCACAAUGCAUCAGUGGUUUGACUGUGAUCCAAUCAGCUCUGCAUGACAACAGCAUGGAAGAGUCAUUCUCUUCCGACUCCCUUUUUAACUUUCCCGUUGAAUCCUCAAAGUGGAUUCCCGUUACUAUUUAAAUGAGAUUUAAAGCAAACAAGAAAGCAAAUGUAUUAAUGGAGCAUAAUUUGCAUGGUGUAUGUAGAUGUCAUGCUUGCAUGGAAUCCAUCGGCCUUUUCACUCAUUCGAUGGGAUUUCAUUGUUCAGAGUUUAAAGGCUGGCUCAUGCCUUUCACCCACCAUGCUGAGCAUCAUCAUGCACAACACUUGCCUGUAGUCUAGAUGUGAGACUAUAACUCUUACUGUAGGAUGUGUCUUUGGUAGGAGAUGAUGCUAUGAAGAUUAGAAGUAAAAAUCCUCUUUAUAUAGGAAUGUCAAAACUGGCAAAAUUAGUAAGCAGUUUGCACAGUGUGCUAUAAGGAAUACAGGGAAAAGUAAAGGUUAAGCAAAGAUGCUGUAAAUGAGGAAAAAUGCAGAUAAAAUUACAAGAAAGGAGUGAUUUUCCCUCUUGAAACAGUCUGAAUUGCAAAUUUAGAUUUAGCACAAAUGCACAAGAUUCUCCAUGAUCCAUCUGGGUGCGAUGAUGAGUUGUUUGCAUAUUCAACACCAUUUCCCAUGUGCCAUCGAAAAUGCUUGAAGCACAUUUGAGCCCCAGAAUCCAUACCCUAUCACAAAGCCAGAAGAAACAACACCAUCAACACAUACCAUCACAAAUUCAGCCAGAAGCCGCCAGAUGCGUUUGAAACAACUUGACCUCUCUCUUUAUAACUGUGGCCAUGACUGGAUAAAAAUGUCUGUUGUAGUACGACCUCACCACUUGAAAUCCCUCAGUAUGAGAGACUUGUAGCUUGUUUUAUUCCUGCUUUGUGCACUGCCAACUUUAACACAGUUAUCUUUCUUCUCCUGCUGCUGGUCACGGCGUCUCACGCCCUGACAAAUUGCACUCACACUGAAAACAAAAAGAAAAACUACUGAUUGUACGGCAGACUGUUCUGGAUUGGGUUCCUGUUAUUGUACUUGAGGCUUGUGAUAAGUAUCUUAGUACUGUAGUGAGUAUGUCUGUAUCUCUACACAGUGGCCUAUCAUAACUGGAAUUAUUUUGGGCGCAGCAAAACUGAAAGUUGAACAUUUUGUUUUAUUGAAUUUAAAGCAGAAGAAAAAUCUCCAAUGUACAAGAACUUAAAUAUAGAAGCAGAAUUUUAUAGUAUACAGCUAUAACAAUGAAUGAAUGGUUCAUGAUUACAAAUGUCAAGCCUUUAUCUUAACACUGUAAACCAAAAGAGUUUCACUGAUGUCCGAAUUAAAAAAAAAAUGUCACUACUACAACUAUUGCACUGCCGAACUUUUCUAAGUGCACAUGCAACACCACUUCAUGGGAAAUAAACCCAUCAAGCAUACAGUAUGUCACAAAUACAAACCCAACAAUCAAGAAUUAGCCAUAGGACAAAUAAAUGUAGGAUGUGAAAUGCCUUAAAACACCAGCAGCUUUUUUUCUGGCCAUAUGUGUGAUGUGUAUGAUUCUGUCCAGUGGGGUGUGUAAUCAUUAUUAUCUCUUUAUUAGCGUUAAUUAGAGCUACCAUGACUACAAACGCAUAGGGAUUGAAUGUAGUUGACAUGCUAUUCUCUUUACUGUUAUUACUUAUGUAUUGCUGUAUGACACCACAUUAAUAAAGACUUGACAUUACUGA
Messenger RNA from Plectropomus leopardus (leopard coralgrouper), 3881 nucleotides. RefSeq names its product internexin neuronal intermediate filament protein, alpha b (gene inab). The record is from RefSeq and is a predicted model, not a curated record. NCBI's taxonomy places the organism in Eukaryota, Metazoa, Chordata, Actinopteri, Perciformes, Serranidae. Gene Ontology annotation, molecular function: structural constituent of postsynaptic intermediate filament cytoskeleton. Gene Ontology annotation, biological process: intermediate filament organization. Gene Ontology annotation, cellular component: intermediate filament; cytoplasm; postsynaptic intermediate filament cytoskeleton.